GAAGGAGAAUGUGCUGGAGAACGAGAGCGAGAUAAAUAUUAGCGGUUCUUUUGCAGCCUACUACGAGCAUUCCUAGCUUCGAAAACACAUGAAUUAAAAUAAACAUCGUUGAAGUGCAAUUCUCCAAGAUGUAGAGAAUCUACAAAAAACAGACCUGGUAAAAACCAAUUUUGAUUAUUAUGAAGCAAUUUCAGAACUAACAAAGAAAAGGUGUGUGUUUCAUGCACUCAGUCUAUAAAGCAACAUGGAGCCCAGUGAUGAGAACAUAUCAUCUUUAUUGGCAAUGGGGUUUCAAGACAUUGGCCAAAUUCAAAGAGCACUCAGGUUAGCAGAUAAUGACCUUAGUGAAGCAGUCUCAAUUUUAACAGGGGAGGACAACAGGGAAGGCUUCCAUAGCAAUGAUCCAGGGGGAGAUAUUGAGAUGAAGGAUGCACAAUACAGACAAGGGGAAAAAGAAUCAAUGCCAGGGCUCGUUGAAAUGGACCAAAGUGUAAAGCAUAAACAGUCACCUCCUUCUUAUGAUGAGGCUGUUAGCACCACCCAGGAUGACUUAGAUGCAAAUACAGAAAGUAUGGACAUUCCACUUGACUCAAUUCCAGAUGAAUUCCCAACAACAAAUCUGUACGAGCUUGAAGAAAGGAUAUUCACAGAAAACUGGUCAAUUCCUUACAGGAAAAAUGAAUCAUUAGGAAAGUGUUUAUUAGGUGCAAUUAAAGUUACACAAAGAGGGGAAGCAGAAAAAGAUGCUAACUGCAAAAGAUUUAUGGAUAGAGCACUUCCUGAAUGUUUUCAAAAGCUUCUAACUUCAGAUGCUGUUAGAAGAUGGAACUCAGAAACUCUUGAAGGAGUUUAUAAUAUGUUAAGACUGUUCAUUGAUCUUGCUGCUGCUAGGCUCCAUUUUGAACCAGUCCCAGUGAAAUUAUUGUCAGUUUUGUCACAGGCCUUUGAUCCAGACAGUGAAUACCACUUCAAGAAUCGAGGCAAAAGAUGGGAUAGAGCCUAUUUUGAAGAUAUUUAUGGUUUUCAGAAGUGUCCAGCUGUGAGUCCAACUUUUAGUGUUGGCAGGGAUCCAUUUGGCUGGCUUGUGAACCUAAUUAAUAGAUUUGGUCUGAAAAAUGGUCUGGAUGCGAUUUGUGACCGUAUUGAAAAAUCCGAAUGCCUAACAGCUCCAAUUUUAGCAUCGCUUUUGCAGCCUCUUGGAGUUUGUGCUGCCUACCUAAACCCGGAAGUUGCAGGGUACAAAUUGGGCAGCGCUGCUGAUAAAGCUGUUAUGUACGUCAAAGACCUAAAAGAUUCAGACAUCAAGGAGAAGGAGAUUGGUAAAGUCUUUGAUUUAUUAAGGACGCUAAAGCUGCUUUGUCAAGUUUUAUGGAAAGACAAGUUAUCAUAUUUGGAUGAGCUGCAUUUGGGAACACUGCUCAAUAUGCUGAAAAGUGCCCAUUACAAUGCACGGAUGAAUUCUUUGAAGGAGAUUUGCAAAUUGAUUAAGGAAUCAGAAAAAAUUCAUUUGAAUCGAACUGCAAUUGCCCAGGAUGCCUUGAUUCAUUGGUUGUUGGAAAACAAAGUUCUGUCUAUUGCAUUUCAAAGUAGCCUGCACCAGCAUCAGUACUGCGAGAAGCUGAAGAAAGUCGUCGAGUUUGUUGGGGCUAGGUUAUCUAACGACGAGUUAACAACUAUUUGGACAAUGCAGUCAGGAAAACACAACACCGUUGUUGACAAUAUCCACACUAUUAUUGCCAGUGCAGCGCAAAGUUUCACUUCCGAUCAGCUGGAACACUUGAUUAGUUUGCUACAGCAGAGUUGGAAUUCUGAGGAUGAAAAGGCAAGGGAAAAGCUGCUUAUGUUGAUUGGAAGAAUAGGCAGAGAGGUGAACGACAGUAGAGCUGUUGCCAAGCUAUUGGAAGUGGUCUGGGGUUUGUCUCAUGUCGAUUCUCUGCCAACACACUUGAUCAAUCAGGCUGUUCAAUCCCAUCUCGAUAUCCUCACGCUGUCCCAGUAUGUCACAGACCAAGUGAGAAAUCUUUAUAUUGAAAAAUGUAUUCAAGAUAUAAGAGAUGGCAGAUGGGUAGUACCAGCUAUCAGGCAUUUGCAAAGCAACUUAGAAGCCAUGCUGAAGAAACCUUACUCCAAAAGCCACAAAUCGAUGCUUCAAGAUCUGCAAAAGCAAACUGACGUCAUCAAGCUGGUUACCCUAAGCCUUAUACGGUCUCAUCAACAGGCUGUGGAGAGCCCGGGUCAGCUGGACGGGGAUACUAUCAUUGGUAAUCAGUAUGCUUAUGGAGAGACAGUUGUGACGCAUCUGCGGUUCAUUGCCUAUCUCCUUCAAGACGGUGCCUUGUAUCUCUCGUUCACAAGAGUCAAGGAUAUCUGGGACUGCCUUAUGCUUGAUGAAAAUAACUGCAAAGGGGACUACGAGACUGCGUUUGAGUGGUUCACAGACGGUGUAACUGAUUUAGAACAUGAAACUCAAGCCAACCUUUUUACAACCAGAAUGCUCAAAGUUGAUGUCUUUAAGAUCUCAGCAAAAGGGUUCAAAUGUUUUCGUGUUUAUUUCGAAAAUGUCAAUACUUACGAGCAUAAAAUCAAGCGAACUGGACAAACUCUUCUGGUCGAAAAGCAGGACCUCACAGGAAUCAACUACUUAUGGCAACUGUUGUUAGCAACACCCGAUGAUGACAUUGCGGAGGAGUCUAUGCAAUAUUUGAUCCAACUCAGCUACACUUCACUGUCACCUCGUCUUAAAAAGGCUGAUGCUGUGUGUAUACAUAGACGGUUCAUUGCUGAAUGCAACAAAAGACUUGAGUCGCUGUUGGCUCAGUUAGGAAUCUGUAGCGGCGGCGUUGUGCAGGAGCAGAAGCAAGCCCAGAAGCAAAGAAAGACAUCAGUGAAGUCGAUGGGAAGGGAAAACAUUCUUCUUGGUGUUAAACGGCUGUUAUUGCUCGCAUACUACUACAUCACCACAGUUGAGGAGAAUUUUCCGAUGCCUCGCAGGUUUCCCGCACAUGGAACGUGCUACCGCGGUUUCCCGGUUACAUUGAACAUCAACCAUGAAGCAACCAAGACAGAAAUUGAGUUACAGUCUCAUAGUAACGAAACAUUGUCAUCUCUGCGGAGGAGAAUCGCAAAGCAUCUGUUGACGUCACCCGAAAGUGUCAUUUUAUCACUCGCAGAUAAAGCUUUGACCAACAAUAAAGACCAAAAGCUGCUUCACCAGCUGAACCUGCAAAGUGGCCAGACCAUCUCUGUCAAAACCAUCAGUACAGUAAACGGUGCGUCGGGAAGUAGCGCUUCAUCAGCCCCUGAAGAUGAGGGACUAAAACCAUCUUCGCUUCUGGAAAGGGAGAAAGGCCUGCCAAGUUAUCUUAUGGCUAUAGAAUUUAAAGUUUUCGAGAGGCUGUAUGAGCUGGCAUUGCUCGAAGAGAGUGGCGUCACAGAUGCACUUCGAAGUUUGCUGCAGCUUCUGCCAACAGACACAUCAGUUCUCAAUGCAUUCGAUGUAUUUUCCUACCAGGACUCUAUACCAGAGUCACCAAAACCGCUCAAGGAUGGCUCUAAUCUUUCCAGUGUUUUUGACGAAUACUUCAAGCUAUCUGGGCCUAAGAUGUCACCUUUCCGAUUGUUAUACAAUUUGCAGGUGUUGAGCAGCAAACUCAUUCCCACAGAAGAGAAGGAAACUCCUUCUGCUUUUAGGGAGAAUUUUCUCAAUGCCGGUGGCCUAAGCUUAGUACUAAACAUCCUGCAGCCAGACGCGAUGCCAACGUCCGUUGCAUAUGAACUGAGGCAGUCCUGCUACUUUGUUUGCUUGCAACUGGCAAGGUCUUUGCUACAUGGUGAGACGUCACAGCCUGUCAUCCUCUCCUUCGCAUCACCUGUAAAAACUGUCGGAGCAUCGUCGACCGGGAUGGCCACAACAGCUACCCCUGAUGCACCCAUGGGUUCAACCAUGGCAACAAGCACGCCAAUCAAGCUUUUAGAGAGUCCGCACAAGAAUCAAAGUGCCAGCGUAGCCUCAUCUUGGCCCGGUGCUGGUUCAGCGUCACCGUUAUCUUUGAGCAUGAUGUCAUCAUCCCCAGGGAGUUCUGCCGGUGUCACACCCGACAAUGCUUCAGAGCCUAAGCGUCCACGGGCUGGCAGUUUGAUUGACAGCGUAGCUCCAUCCGCCAGAUUGGUUGUGGAGAUGAUGAAUCGUGAUGAUUAUGCGGAGACGAUCGCAUGCUUAGUGAGAGUGGCCUGGGCGGCCGCUGCAGGCCAACUUCAAUUGUUCACUUUCCGCCAAAACAGAAACGACGAAUCGGAGAAGUCACCCGCUUCAUUAAGAAGUGGAAUCUGUCUCACAAAAAACGAAAUCUCUCCCAUGGACGCCUUACUGUCCCAGAAUGCAAUAGAGCUGUUGGUCAUGUGCUUGCAGCUUCGCCCUAAUUUGAUGAAUGUGUUCUACUACCUACCAAACGUCAACGAGUUCAUUAUAGAUCUUCUCGUUGGAUCAUCCAGCAUGCAGGUUAGGAAGGCUGCCAUGACACAGCUCACAAUUCUAAGCGAGACCGAAAUAAACGAGCCAAAAGUUCAACAAGCGAGAGAUUUUCUUGUUCGAACUCUGUUCAAAGCACCAGUACCUCUGUGGAAUUCAUCGACGUACAUCAGGGCGAACUACAGGAUCCACAGUCAGUGUACACCGUAUUUCGACCUGCUGUGCAAUCUUCUUCGAAAUUUACCAAAGAGCGAUCAAGAAAAUUUAAAAGUCAAGCCUUCGAAGUUAUUAGAAGAUGAGAUUGGAUGGUUGUCGUCAUCUGGCGCCGAUCCGGCCUUACUCCUUGGCCAUUUGAAGCUGAUAAAAACGUUGUUUACCUGCGAAGGUGUUGACAAGCGUGCACUUGGGAAAGAGUACAUAAAAACUUUACUAGACGACUUUCUGUUCGCUGCGUCAAAGUUUGUCCAGAGAAAUCAAACGAUUGCCAAUGAAGUUUUACUAGAAUCAAGUGCAAGUUGCACUUCAAAGGAGUGUCGCAUAGCUGCCUUUGAAAUAUUUGUGACGUUGGCCGAAGGCUGUGCUGAAAAUCUCUGUGACAUUGUGACGCAGCUGAUCUCGAAACAUCACAGUCAGCUGAGUACUUCAAAGGAAUGGGAGUUUCAGCCACCAGUUGCUGCGAGGCCCUCUCGAGGAUUUGUAGGCCUACAGAAUGGUGGAGCCACGUGUUACAUGAACAGUGUUAUACAGCAAUUGUACAUGCAACCUGGCAUUCAAGAAGCAUUGUUAAAAGUUGAUGAGUCGACCAGCAACGAUACAAAUGGGGUGUUCUACCAAAUGCAGACAAUCUUUGGACAUCUCCUCGAAGGCAAGAUGCAAUAUUACCGACCAGAGACCUUUUGGAAAUGCUUUAAACUCUGGGGGCAGCAUGUUAAUGUUCGUGAACAGCAGGAUGCGUUUGAAUUUUUCACCUGCAUCACUGACCAACUCGAUGAGCAGCUAAAGAAAUUCGGUCAUGAAGAAAUUUUCAAGAAGACUUUCUGUGGGAUGUUUUCCGAUCAAAAAAUUUGCAAAGAAUGCCCUCAUCGGUACGAACGUGAGCAGGAGUUCCACUCUAUUCCCGUUACUGUCAAGUGUCGUACUCUCGAGUCGUCCCUGGAACAGUACAUGACUGACGAGAUAAUGGAGGGUGACAAUGCCUAUUACUGUGAAAAAUGUCGAGAAAACAGAACAACGAUAAAGAGGUUGUGCAUAAAAUCUUUACCACAAGUCCUUGCAAUCCAACUAAAGAGGUUUUGGUAUGAUUGGGAGGCUGGCAGACCUAUCAAAUUUGAUGAUUCGUUUCAGUUCCCAUGGAUUCUGGAUGUGCAGCCAUUCACCAGUCAGGGAAUGUCUAAGAAUGAAACUAAGUCAACCAAUGGCUCUGAUAACAAUUUGUCAGACAGAGACUCGUCGUCAGACCAAUGUUUUUACGAAUUAGUCGGAAUACUCGUUCAUAUUGGACAGGCCAAUGCCGGACACUACUAUUCGUUUAUUAAGAACAGGACGAACACUGGGCAUGCUAAGCGAUGGUACAAAUUCAAUGACACAACAGUCGAAGAAUUUGAAAUGACCGAUGCCAACUUAGAGAACGAAUGUUUUGGAGGCUCGUACAAAGUAUCGAGGCAGGAUAAAAAUAGUCAAUAUCCAGAAAAUCGAAUUCGCAAUUGGAAUGCGUACAUGUUGUUCUAUGAAGCAAUCGAUAAAACCUUUGUAAGCAAUUUGCCAAGGACUGGUUCUAGAGAGCUGCUGCGCGAAGAACUCCAAGAGCUACGGAGGUCUGUACCAUCUUCUCCUACAUCUUCCACCAGCUCUGGACCCCCGUCUCCAGGCAGGACAGACAGCUUAAGUCAGCUCUCAGCACUUAUCAGGCGUGGUGAAAAACGGGGGAUAUUCAAUGAUAAGAUUCCUCCCAGUAUAAGAAGACUUGUCUUAGAAGAUAAUCUGCAAUUCAUGCAGAAUCGAGACGUAUACAACGAAGAUUACUUCCAAUUUGUCUAUGAUUUGUGUUCGUGUAAUUUGGACGAAAUCGGAGAUCCAAGCGACCAGGCCAAAAAGAAUAUCGCCCUUUGCAGUUUCCAGCUGGCGGCACAGUUUCUUUUUAAUACAUACUUUAGGACGACUAAAACCCUUAGGAUGGAUUUUCAAGUUUGGUAUCAAGCACUUGACAAAUUGCUCAGAAUGAGCCCAGAGUCAUGUCUCUGGUUGCUAAAUUUACUAGCAGGCGAUCGUGCCAAAGAAUAUCUUGGGCCGUACCUAGUAGAAUGCCCUGAUAAAGAAAUUCGAACAGGAUUUUGUGAUUUGCUCAUCAGUGUGUUCGAUUGCUCAUUGGCCUCAACAGAUCCUUGCUUUGACCCGUUGAUCCAAAAGGUCAUUGGACAGUUAAUCGACUUGGUCGAUACUAAUGUCAUAAGCAAUUGUCGACAGAGCAACCAAUACUUCGAGUUCUUCCGUAAAUAUUCUUGUCUGGGGUUAACAGCGCUGAAAUCCUUGUAUUCUAAAAAGAUCUUUAAGAAGUUCAUCUACUUCCUUCUUGGUCCAUCUACGCAUAGGAGGGACCAACGCUAUGUUCGGAGAUGGAGCUCUGCGCAAGCGCAAGAGUUUGGCCAUCUUCACUUAACAUUGAUCAAUCUUAUUGUCCAUACGGCGACUAAGCAACAGUUAGACAAUGAUGUUUCUGGUUCCAAUAUGCAGACUUGUGAUUAUCCUUCAAAGAAAGAAGAAUUAGUGACAAUGCCGCUGGAAAUCGAAGAGACCAUCUAUGGAGACGAUGGCGAGCGUUACAUUUCUGAGUGCCUUUAUGCUUGCAUAGAGAUCCCUAACCUUACGAAGCCCAUGGCUGAGAUGAUCUUACACUGCUGUUUCUGCAAUGAGCAAAUUUCAAAGAGGUUUAUUCGGCAGAGCCAGAUACUUCUUGAAAGCGUGCAACCAAACGACCUCAAAAGCGUUCUGCAAGUCAUUUCUGAUGUACUGUGUAUGGAAGACCCUCUUCAGUCUUUUCGAGUAAAUUUGGUUGUCGAUGGAUGUAAAGAAGAAAAAAUCCCUGGAAUCUUAAGUAUUGUCAAAAACAGCUACAUUUCUGAUCCACGGAGGUCUUACCAGUGUAUAAAAUUACUUGUAAAUCUGGCACAGAAAUGCUCUCUCGCAAAAGGUUUCUUGCUGCAAAGCCCAUCACGUUGGCAAUGGUCUGUUGAUUGGCUUAAGAAGAAGAUGAAUGAAUAUUACUGGACAGCUCAGCCUCAUGUCAGCAAUGAAUCUCAUAUUAACAAGUCAUUUCAAAGAACUGUUAGUGCUCAGUACACAUUAGCAGAAGCAACAGCCCUAUUAAUAGAAAUUGAAAAACAAGAAGCAAGUAGCAAAAACUCCAUCUCAAAUCCUGCCAGUGCCUCAACUCAACCAAGUCUAUUUGAAGCUCCAGUGGAGGACUGGGACAAGGAAUCAGCUAGUAAAUGAGCUCAAUGCUUAAGCUCCCAAGAAUGUUACAACUGAGCUGAACUUCUUUAAUGUAUUCCAAAUAAUACAUCUAUAAAGCCACUUUCCAUUGCGCAAUCCUGUCAGAGGGGAAAGUGUCAGGAAUCCCCACUUUGAUAACAGAAUAUUCAUCUUUACCAUGUUGAUGUUGUUAUUGAGGUGGGAAUGAAAUUUUCUUGUAACAGAAACAUUUCAGGAAUUUCAAACAGACAAGGCUAAUGUAAAGUUGGUUAUUGCCAGCUGAAAGUGCAUUGAGUAGGUGACUCCUGUUCUUGAAAUCCCACUGAACAGGUAGUUAUUCAAACAUAGGCAUUUUCAAUGCAAUAUCAGUUAGUUUGGAGGUUUUUAUUGAGACAAUUAAAAACAUGUUUUUCUCAAGGGACUUGAAAGGUACUACUACCUUGUUUACUAAGCUGUCUUGAUGUUUACUUCUUUUAUGGCCUGUAAUCAAGUCAUUAUUCAUCCACUGUUGAAUCAUGGCUCCCCUUUAAUUCAUUAUAUGGGAUAUCCCAUUAAAUUUUUUUUAAACAAACUUACCAGGCCCUAAAGCAAAUUGACAUUUCAGUUUGACAAGCUAACAGUGCUUCAAGGAAUAAACUGUUUUUCUUUUGUGAUCAAAACAGUGGUUUUAGAUAAAAACUUCUUGUUUUUAACAUUUUAAUGUCUAUUUCUUGUCCAUGAUUUAGCAUAUUAUGAUAGAUUUUUGAGGAAAUUUAAAGGUUAUCGUCCCAUCAAUGGAUUAUUGAUGUUUUAUUCUGAUUCAAGUUCUUACUUUAA
This is a messenger RNA of Rhopilema esculentum, 8752 nucleotides long. Its product is annotated as ubiquitin carboxyl-terminal hydrolase 24. Gene Ontology annotation, cellular component: nucleus; cytosol. The record is from RefSeq and is a predicted model, not a curated record. Gene Ontology annotation, biological process: protein deubiquitination. Lineage: Eukaryota; Metazoa; Cnidaria; Scyphozoa; Rhizostomeae; Rhizostomatidae. Gene Ontology annotation, molecular function: cysteine-type deubiquitinase activity; protein binding.